AUGUCCUAUAUCGACAUUUCCCUCGAGCAUGGCGUUCUCCUAAAUUUGACCAUCCUUUUAUUUCUAUCUGUCAUUUUCCUUGCUUGGAACACCCUCAACAUCCCCAUCAAUCCUAAAAGGAUGUCGUCGCCUAGGACUUCCGCCGGGCCAAAGCAACCUGGACGAUGA
Penicillium digitatum Pd1 is the source of this 168-nucleotide messenger RNA. The record is from RefSeq and is a predicted model, not a curated record. Lineage: Eukaryota; Fungi; Ascomycota; Eurotiomycetes; Eurotiales; Aspergillaceae.